Messenger RNA from Cervus elaphus (red deer), 11720 nucleotides. RefSeq names its product calcium voltage-gated channel subunit alpha1 E (gene CACNA1E). The transcript has 49 exons. The record is from RefSeq and is a predicted model, not a curated record. Lineage: Eukaryota; Metazoa; Chordata; Mammalia; Artiodactyla; Cervidae. Gene Ontology annotation, cellular component: membrane; neuronal cell body; voltage-gated calcium channel complex. Bases 186 to 7349 code for a protein of 2387 amino acids. Gene Ontology annotation, biological process: calcium ion import across plasma membrane; chemical synaptic transmission. Gene Ontology annotation, molecular function: calcium ion binding; high voltage-gated calcium channel activity.
UGCGUGGACUGAGCCCCGGCCGCAGGCUGCCCGAGCCCGCCCUCUGCCCUGCUGCGGGCGGGAGCCCUGAGCCCGGGGCCGCGGGCCGCCGCCAACGCCGCCACGUCCUGGCCCUGCCCGAGGAGGAGGCAUGGCGGCCCCAGCAGUGCGCCCUGCUCGAGGCCGACGCCUCGGACGAGGCGGGCAUGCUGCCGGCCUCCCCGCGCGCCGCCGCCGGCUUCGACAACUUCUUCCCGGUGCAGGAGGUCGAGGGCCCGGGCUGGGAGGGCGGCUCCAGCCCCUUCCUGCCGGUGAGCCCCGAGGUGAUGAAGCGGCGGCGCGGGGGCCUCAUCGAGCAGCGGGACAUCAUCAAGGCCCACGAGGCACACAAGAUGCAGAGCACCCCGCAGGCGCGGCGCAAGGAGUGGGAGAUGGCUCGCUUCGGGGAGGCGGUGGUCGGCAGGCCGGGGUCGGGCGAUGGAGACUCGGACCAGAGCAGGAACCGGCAAGGAACCCCCGUGCCGGCCUCAGGGCCGGCGGCCGCCUACAAGCAGUCGAAAGCGCAGAGGGCGCGGACUAUGGCUUUGUACAACCCUAUUCCCGUCCGGCAGAACUGUUUCACCGUCAACAGAUCCCUGUUCAUCUUCGGAGAAGAUAACAUUGUCAGGAAAUACGCCAAGAAGCUCAUCGAUUGGCCGCCGUUUGAGUACAUGAUCUUGGCCACCAUCAUUGCCAAUUGCAUCGUCUUGGCCCUGGAGCAACAUCUUCCUGAGGACGACAAGACCCCAAUGUCCCGCAGACUGGAGAAGACAGAACCCUAUUUCAUUGGGAUCUUUUGCUUCGAAGCUGGGAUCAAAAUCGUGGCCCUGGGGUUCAUCUUCCAUAAGGGCUCGUACCUCCGCAAUGGUUGGAAUGUCAUGGACUUCAUCGUGGUCCUCAGUGGCAUCCUGGCUACUGCGGGAACCCACUUCAACACCCAUGUGGACCUGAGGACCCUCCGGGCCGUGCGUGUCCUGAGACCCCUGAAGCUCGUGUCGGGGAUACCUAGCCUACAGAUUGUGUUGAAGUCCAUCAUGAAGGCUAUGGUGCCUCUUCUGCAGAUUGGCCUUCUGCUCUUCUUUGCUAUCCUCAUGUUUGCUAUCAUCGGCUUGGAGUUCUACAGUGGAAAGUUGCACCGAGCAUGCUUCAUGAACAAUUCAGGUAUUCUAGAAGGAUUUGACCCCCCUCACCCAUGUGGCGUGCAGGGCUGCCCAGCUGGUUAUGAAUGCCGGGACUGGAUCGGCCCCAAUGAUGGGAUCACGCAGUUUGAUAACAUCCUUUUUGCUGUGCUGACUGUCUUCCAGUGCAUCACCAUGGAAGGGUGGACCACCGUGCUGUACAAUACCAAUGAUGCCUUAGGAGCCACCUGGAAUUGGCUGUACUUCAUCCCCCUCAUCAUCAUUGGAUCCUUCUUUGUUCUCAACCUCGUCCUGGGAGUGCUUUCCGGGGAAUUUGCCAAAGAGAGAGAGAGAGUGGAGAACCGGAGAGCCUUCAUGAAACUGCGGCGCCAGCAGCAGAUCGAGCGUGAGCUGAAUGGGUACCGCGCCUGGAUAGACAAAGCAGAGGAAGUCAUGCUUGCUGAAGAAAACAAAAAUGCUGGAACGUCAGCCUUAGAAGUGCUUCGGAGGGCAACCAUCAAAAGAAGCCGGACCGAGGCCAUGGCACGGGACUCCAGCGAUGAGCACUGCGUGGACAUCUCCUCUGUGGGCACACCUCUUGCCCGAGCCAGCAUCAAGAGCGCAAAGGUGGAUGGGGCCUCCUAUUUCCGGCACAAGGAGCGACUUUUGCGUAUCUCUAUCCGCCACAUGGUUAAGUCCCAGGUGUUUUACUGGAUCGUGCUAAGCCUUGUGGCUCUCAACACCGCCUGUGUGGCCAUCGUCCAUCACAACCAGCCCCAGUGGCUCACCCACCUCCUCUACUAUGCAGAGUUUCUGUUUCUGGGGCUCUUCCUUCUAGAGAUGUCCCUGAAGAUGUAUGGCAUGGGGCCUCGCCUUUAUUUUCACUCUUCCUUCAACUGCUUUGACUUUGGGGUUACAGUGGGCAGCAUCUUUGAAGUAGUCUGGGCCAUCUUCAGACCUGGUACGUCUUUCGGAAUCAGUGUCCUGCGAGCUCUCCGGCUUCUAAGAAUAUUUAAAAUAACCAAGUAUUGGGCAUCCCUCCGGAAUUUGGUGGUCUCCUUGAUGAGUUCCAUGAAGUCUAUCAUCAGUUUACUCUUCCUCCUUUUCCUCUUCAUCGUUGUCUUUGCUCUCCUAGGAAUGCAGCUGUUUGGGGGCAGGUUCAACUUUAAUGAUGGGACUCCUUCAGCAAACUUUGACACCUUCCCUGCAGCAAUCAUGACUGUAUUCCAGAUCCUGACGGGUGAGGACUGGAAUGAGGUGAUGUACAACGGGAUCCGCUCCCAGGGCGGGGUCAGCUCGGGGAUGUGGUCAGCUAUCUAUUUCAUUGUGCUCACCUUGUUUGGAAACUAUACACUGCUGAAUGUGUUCUUGGCCAUCGCUGUGGACAACCUGGCCAAUGCCCAGGAGCUGACCAAGGAUGAACAGGAAGAAGAGGAGGCCUUCAACCAGAAGCAUGCUCUGCAGAAGGCCAAGGAGGUCAGCCCGAUGUCUGCACCCAACAUGCCUUCCAUCGAAAGAGACAGGAGGAGAAGACACCACAUGUCGAUGUGGGAGCCACGCAGCAGCCACCUGAGGGAGCGGAGGCGCCGGCAUCACAUGUCCGUGUGGGAGCAGCGAACCAGCCAGCUGAGGAGGCACAUGCAGAUGUCCAGCCAGGAGGCCCUCAACAAGGAGGAGGCCCCGCCCAUGAACCCCCUCAACCCCCUCAACCCGCUGAGCCCCCUCAACCCGCUCAACGCGCACCCCAGCCUCUACCGGAGACCCCGGCCCAUUGAGGGGCUCACCCUGGGCCUGGGGCUGGAGAAGUGUGAGGAAGAGCGAGUCAGCCGCGGGGGGUCCCUCAAGGGGGACAGCAGGGACCUGGCGAGUGCCCUGGACAGCCAGAGGAGCCCCCUGGCCCUGGGCAAACGGGAGCCGCCCUGGCUGGCCCGGCCCUGUCACGGGAACUGCGACCCGACCCAGCCGGAGGCGGGCGGCGGGGAGGCGGUGGUGACCUUCGAGGAGCGGGCCCGGCACAGGCAGAGCCAGCGGCGCAGCCGGCACCGCCGCGUCAGGACCGAGAGCAGGGAGCCCUCCUCCACCUCCAGGAGCAGGUCCGCCAGCCAGGAGCGGAGUCUGGAUGAAGCUGUGCCCGGCGAGGGGGAGAGGGACUGCGAGCCCAGGGCUGGCCACGGGGGCGAAGAACCCAUGAUCCAGGAGGAAGAGCGAGAGCGAUCCCAGGACUUACGGAGGACCAACAGUCUGAUGGUGCCCAGAGGCUCCGGGCUGGCAGGAGCCCUGGAUGAGGCCGAUACACUCCUUGUCCCACCCCAGCCAGAGCUGGAAGUGGGGAAAGACGCGGCCCUGACGCAGGAGCAGGAGCCGGAGGGCAGCAGUGAGCAGGCUCUGCUGGGGGACGUGCAGCUGGACAUGGGCCGGGUCAGCCAGAGCGAGCCGGACCUCUCCUGCGUCACGGCCAACACGGACAAGGCCACCACCGAGAGCACCAGCGUCACUGUCACCAUCCCCGACGUGGGCCCCGUGGUGGACUCAACCGUGGUGCACAUCAGCAACAAGACUGAUGGAGAAGCCAGUCCCUUGAAAGAGGCAGAGAUCAGAGAGGAUGAGGAGGAGGUGGAGAAGAAGCAGCAGAAGAAGGAGAAGCGUGAGACAGGCAAAGCCAUGGUGCCUCACAGCUCGAUGUUCAUCUUCAGCACCACCAACCCGAUCCGCAGGGCCUGCCACUACAUUGUGAACCUGCGCUACUUCGAGAUGUGCAUCCUCCUGGUGAUCGCAGCCAGCAGCAUCGCCCUGGCGGCCGAGGACCCCGUCCUGACCAACUCAGAGCGCAACAAAGUGCUGAGGUAUUUUGACUAUGUGUUCACUGGCGUGUUCACCUUUGAGAUGGUUAUAAAGAUGAUAGACCAGGGCUUGAUUCUGCAGGACGGCUCCUACUUCCGAGACCUGUGGAAUAUCCUGGACUUCGUGGUGGUGGUUGGUGCAUUGGUGGCCUUUGCUCUGGCGAAUGCUUUGGGAACCAAUAAGGGCCGGGACAUCAAGACCAUCAAGUCCCUGAGGGUUCUCCGUGUCCUGAGACCGCUGAAGACCAUCAAGCGCCUGCCCAAGCUCAAGGCUGUCUUUGACUGUGUGGUCACCUCCUUGAAAAACGUCUUCAACAUACUCAUUGUCUAUAAGCUCUUCAUGUUCAUCUUUGCUGUCAUCGCAGUUCAGCUUUUCAAGGGCAAGUUCUUCUACUGCACGGACAGUUCCAAGGACACAGAGAAGGAGUGCAUAGGCAACUAUGUAGAUCAUGAAAAAAACAAGAUGGAGGUGAAAGGCCGAGAGUGGAAGCGCCAUGAAUUCCAUUAUGACAACAUCAUCUGGGCUCUGCUGACCCUCUUCACCGUCUCCACAGGGGAAGGAUGGCCUCAAGUCUUGCAGCACUCGGUCGAUGUAACAGAGGAAGACCGAGGCCCAAGCCGCAGCAACCGGAUGGAAAUGUCCAUCUUUUAUGUGGUCUACUUUGUGGUCUUCCCUUUCUUCUUUGUCAACAUCUUUGUGGCUCUCAUCAUCAUCACCUUCCAGGAGCAAGGGGACAAGAUGAUGGAGGAGUGCAGCCUGGAGAAGAACGAGAGAGCGUGCAUCGACUUCGCCAUCAGCGCCAAACCGCUCACCCGCUACAUGCCCCAGAACAGGCACACCUUCCAGUACCGCGUCUGGCACUUCGUGGUGUCUCCAUCCUUUGAGUACACCAUCAUGGCCAUGAUCGCCCUGAACACCGUCGUGCUGAUGAUGAAGUAUUACUCCGCUCCCUGCACCUAUGAGCUGGCCCUGAAGUACCUAAACAUCGCCUUCACCAUGGUGUUUUCCCUGGAAUGUGUCCUGAAGAUCAUUGCGUUUGGCUUCUUGAACUAUUUCCGAGACACCUGGAAUAUCUUUGACUUCAUCACCGUGAUUGGCAGUAUCACAGAAAUUAUUCUGACGGACAGCAAGCUGGUGAACACCAGUGGCUUCAACAUGAGCUUUCUGAAGCUCUUCCGAGCAGCCCGCCUCAUCAAGCUGCUGCGUCAGGGCUACACCAUCCGCAUUUUACUGUGGACCUUCGUGCAGUCCUUUAAGGCCCUUCCCUAUGUCUGCCUUCUGAUUGCCAUGCUUUUCUUCAUUUACGCCAUCAUUGGGAUGCAGGUCUUUGGAAACAUAAAGUUAGAUGAGGAGAGUCACAUCAACCGGCACAACAACUUCCGGAGUUUCUUUGGGUCCCUCAUGCUGCUCUUCAGGAGUGCCACGGGUGAGGCCUGGCAGGAGAUAAUGCUGUCGUGUCUCGGGGAGAAGGGCUGUGAGCCCGACACCACUGCGCCGUCGGGGCAGAGCGAGAAUGAGCGCUGUGGCACCGACCUGGCCUACGUGUACUUCGUCUCCUUCAUCUUCUUCUGCUCCUUCCUGAUGCUCAACCUGUUCGUGGCUGUCAUCAUGGACAACUUUGAGUACCUGACUCGGGACUCAUCCAUCCUGGGGCCUCACCACCUGGAUGAGUUUGUCCGUGUCUGGGCAGAAUAUGACAGAGCAGCAUGCGGCAGGAUCCCGUAUAAGGAUAUGUACAAAUUAGUGCGGGUGAUCUCGCCGCCUCUGGGCCUGGGAGAGAACUGCCCCUACAGGGUGGCUUGCAAGAGGUUGGUCUUGAUGAACAUGCCAGUGGCCGAAGACAUGACCGUCCACUUCACUUCCACGCUGAUGGCUCUGAUCCGGACAGCUCUGGACAUUAAAAUCGCCAAAGGUGGUGCAGACAGGCAGCAGCUGGACUCAGAGCUCCAGAAGGAGACCCUGGCCAUCUGGCCUCACCUGUCCCAGAAGAUGCUGGAUCUGCUCGUGCCCAUGCCCAAAGCCUCUGACCUGACUGUGGGCAAAAUCUAUGCAGCAAUGAUGAUCAUGGACUACUACAAACAGAGCAAGGUGAAGAAGCAGAGGCAGCAGCUGGAGGAACAGAAAAAUGCACCCAUGUUCCAGCGCAUGGAGCCCUCGUCUCUGCCUCAGGAGAUCAUUGCUAAUGCCAAAGCCCUGCCUUAUCUCCAGCAGGACCCCGUUCCAGGCCUGAGUGGCCGGAGUGCAUACCCUUCGAUGAGUCCACUCUCCCCGCAGGAAAUAUUCCAGUUGGCCUGUAUGGACCCAGCUGAUGAUGGACAGUUCCAGGAGCAACAAUCUCUGGAGCCAGAGGUUAGUGAAUUAAAAAGCGCGCAGCCCUCUAACCAUGGCAUCUACCUUCCUUCGGACACCCAGGAGCAUGCGGGCUCUGGGAAGGCAUCCUCUAUGCCACGCCUGACUGUGGAUCCCCAGGUGGUGACAGACCCCAGCUCCAUGAGACGUUCAUUUUCCACCAUUCGCGAUAAGCGUUCGAAUUCCUCGUGGCUGGAGGAAUUCUCCAUGGAGCGAAGCAGCGAAAACACCUACAAGUCGCGACGCCGGAGUUACCACUCCUCCCUGAGGCUGUCAGCCCACCGUCUGAACUCUGACUCAGGCCACAAGUCCGACACCCACCGCUCAGGGGGCAGAGAGCGGGGACGAUCGAAAGAGCGAAAGCAUCUUCUCUCUCCCGACGUCUCCCGCUGCAACUCCGAGGAGCGAGGGACCCAGGCCGACUGGGAGUCCCCGGAGCGCCGUGAGUCCCGGUCUCCCAGUGAAGGCAGGUCACAGACCCCCAACAGACAGGGCACGGGAUCCCUGAGUGAGAGCUCCAUCCCCUCCAUCUCCGACUCCAGCACCCCACGACGAAGUCGGCGGCAGCUCCCACCAGUCCCUCCCAAGCCUCGGCCCCUCCUUUCCUACAGCUCUCUGCUGAGACACGCCGGGAGCAUCUCCCCACCAGCUGAUGGGAGCGAGGGUGGCUCCCCACUGACCUCCCAAGCUCUGGAGAGCAACGACGCCAGCCUGCCCGAGUCUUCCAACCCCCGGCAGGGCCACCCUUCCCCACAGCGCUACAUCUCCGAGCCCUACCUGGCCCUGCACGAAGACUCCCAUGCCUCGGACUGCGGCGAGGAGGAGACGCUCACCUUUGAGGCGGCCGUGGCCACCAGCCUGGGCCGGUCCAACACCAUCGGCUCGGCCCCGCCCCUGCGGCACAGCUGGCAGAUGCCCAAUGGGCACUAUCGGCGGCGGAGGCGCGGGGGGCCUGGACCGGGCAUGACGUGCGGAGCUGUCAGCGACCUCCUCAGUGACACGGAAGAAGACGACAAGUGCUAGAGGCUGCUCCCCCCUCCGAUGCAUGCUCUUCUCUCACACGGAGAAAAACCAAGACCCGAAUUGGGAAGCCAGUGCGGCCCGGGGGGGAGGAAGAGGGAGGAAGGAGCUGGAAGGACACCGCGCAGUUAUCAGAGGAGAGGAAGGGAAGGACAGAAGGCAAACCACUCAAACCCACCAAAUCGCUGUAUUUCCCUUUGCAAGAUGGGCACUGCCAUAGUUCUGCCUCUUUGCUGGGGAAAGAAAAACACAAGAACCACGGAGGGUUACUCCCAGGGGAGAAGGGACACGCGGAUGGCUUUGCCUCCCCUUGCCCCCAUCCCAGUUUUCUACAGCCGUUGGGGGGAAAUCGAGCCAGCCUGUGUCUGUGCGCAUUGCCCUGAGAAGCCCGGGAGACGUUCUGGCUCUUCACCGGGGGAGUCGUGGAGACCCCGGGAGAGGAAUCGCCUCCCUCACCAGCUCUUCCUCCUCAGCCAGCACCACGGCCACCAGGGCCGCCGCGACAGCAUCUCACGCGUUUCCCUGUGGCUUGCUUCCCCGCAAGAAGCACAGGCUAAGUUCAGGAGCAUCGGAUGUCAAGGGUGGGAGGCACAGAGGGAGGAGAGCGGUGAAGGGGAAGGGGUCGGGGUGCCGUGAUGCCGUGAUGGCAGCAGCAAGGGCUGGUCUGAAUGAGCCAAGCCAUAGUCCGGCAGCCCUCACUGUCGAGGCAGGGGCGCUGGUCGCUACAGUCCUGUCUGAGCCUGUCACCCGCUCAGGAGGUGCUGUGUUCAUUAGGAUAGGCUAAGAGGUUCCCCCUAGUCCAGGGAGGUGCCUGAGGCGCUCUGGUGAGGGUGAUAUUCUCAGAGUAUGGAACAGUCGGUGUGGCCAGGACACCAGAUGAUGAGAACAGAGGUCAGCCUUAGCGCUGGCGCCCCAUGCCACAACAGGCCUCAGUCUGGGAGAUGCUGGGCACAGGGGAGCCCUGAGAGGGGGUAAGUGUGGCGGAGGCACUUCAGGGACUCAGCAAGAGUCAGUUUUCCAACCAGUAUGGAGGUAAUUCGGUAUGUGGAGCGGGGCGGCACUGUCUCACACAUACUGGCUGAGUGUCAGCCCAGACUUUGAGCCAGGCCUGUGCUGUGCCAAGGCCAGUGAGCCCCAGUGCCAGGGACCUGGCCACCCCCCUAGAGGGCCACACACACCUAUACAAGGUGGGCUACACGUCACCUGCUAGGGACUUCCGUAGAGAUGAGAAAGGCCAAAACCAGAGACACUUCGAUGAGAGAAUCUGAGUUUACUGAGCUGUUCCUGUGAGGGAGGGACCCUCGGACGGGCAGCUUCUGCAGCUGGUGUGUGGUUGAGGAUCAGUCUGUCAGGAUACUUGAAGGUGAUGAGUAAAUAUACCUCAGCUUAGACCUGGGCUGCUGCUUCUAGCCAAGCAGGCUCCGGUGGGGCCUCAGAAUACAAAGUGAUAGGCCUGGAGCCCCGGGGUCCUGAAUACCCUCCUGGGCGUGACCCCUCCCCGGAGUAGGAGCUGAGCAGAAGACAACCUCAGGACCUUGUUCCUAACCCCCCAAACUCAGAAGCAUUGAGAAAGAGCGCCCUUUCUUGGCCGAUCAGUGCUCCUUUCACUGUAUCGAUUACCCAUUUGGGGACCAUCCCUUUACACCCCUCUCCAGUUCCCCAGCAGCAUCACUACUAGGUGGAAGGAUUUCCUGGAGGCGGGGUACCAGGCAGGGCCCUCCUCCCCCAGCCAGGAGCGGAUGGAGCCUGCCUCCCGGGGCUCUUCCCCGGGGAGACUCAGAGGCUCCCCAGCUGAGAUUACAGUGGAUACUCUUUAUCCUCCUCCAGCCCUGGCAGUCACCUUUUAGGUAGGAGCUGUCGGUGGCUGUUAUUUUUCUUAGGAAAUUGGGGUGGUUUGUUUUGUUUUUUGGCUUUGUUUUGUUGUUAAAAAAUAAGGUAUCAUCGUAUCAGCUCUGAAAAGCCAGAUUCAACGCUGUGGCUGCAAAAUCAUUUCUGAUGGCCCUGCCUUCUGCCCUAGACAGGGAUGGCGCUUCCUGGCCGCAGUCAGCCCCCAACCAAAGUAGUCCCCCCGCCAGGAGACCAGUGAGGCAGACACAUAGGCCACCCGCUCUGAAGCACUGUUUUCCCUUUCCUGUCCGGCUCAGCACACGUGUGCGCCCCGGGGGUCAUUGGGAUUGGGACUGUGUAGCACCCAGACCCUAACAGGCUGGGUUGUAACCUGAGACUCAAGAUGCGGGGCCUUGUGCUAUCUUAAAGGUUUCCUCCGCGCAGUGUCAUUUCCUGCCCAAGUGCUGCUAUUAUGGGCUGCUUUGCACAAAACUGCUUGCUUCCACCUUGGCAAUGCAGCUUUUCCAGCGAGCUCGUCACACUGUGUUUUGAGAAAGGGCGUUGAAAUGACCCCUACGCCAUGGCAACAGGAGACAUGGAGGCUGGCAAAAUUACCAGAAGUGGGAUUUGCCUGCAUACGACAUUACAGACACUGUGUGCUGUGCCAGGAAGCCUUCCUGGACACCUGAAUUCCAACUCACAUCCACAUGAGCACCUGGCCCCAGAGAGGGGGGCAUCGCGCACUGUGGAUGCAGGUCCCUGACCAGCCCCCUGGGCUUUUUUUUAGUACACAUGAACUUACCAAGGCAUCUCUUUUAUUCCACUUCCCCUGACCGAGAAAUCAGGUUCCUUCUCCUUUAGCCUGCAUUUGCCCUUCUGUUAAGACCAGAAAAUAAGACAAUUUUCUCUUAAGUCACGGAACACAUUAGCAUAAUCUUAUAAUGGUUUCCUUCCACCUCUGAAUAAAUAUGAACCCAAACCUUGCCUGUCACAGCCAACCAGGAGAUUCAUUCCUGGGUAUCAGAUUCUGCCUCUUUCCCUUGAGAAGAGGCCCCUUUUGAAUCGCAAAACCUCUGCGCUUCUCUUUGCAUUAAAAAGUAUGGCAGCAUCUUGAAAAAUUCCAAGUGGACCUCCACCUUGCUUGAGGUACACAGCAUGAUCAAGCUUAUUUAGCACUGUAGGUCCCCUCAGAAGAGUCUUUAGCUACAUGUCCAGUUUCCUUUGCUAAUAAGAGUCUUCAGGAUCCCCUCAAAAUAAGAAGGGAGGUGAUGGGGAAAGGAAGGAGGAAAAAAAGGAAAGAGAAGGAAAAGAAACCAAGGCAGAGAGAGAUUCUAACUAGCUUUGUGUAUAGAUACUCCUCUCUUCACUUAAGUUUCCAGACAGACUUCUGGUGGAGAAUUCUCUCUUUAUAUAUGUACUGUCCCUCUGCCAAUCUCAGUCACCGAGGGGGCCAAGUGCCAGCAGACCUUCAGACAAGGGGGUAGAGCUCUAGGCCAAGGUGCCCUGUGGGCUGGAGUCAGGAUAGAAUCCCCUACAUUGUGAAGGGACGGUACCCUUGAGGGUCCCCCACACUCAAUGUGAACCAUGAACACUGCUGCCCAAUGUGGGGCUGUGUCCUCCUCUAGCUGAGGAAUCUGUUUCUAUUCUGGGUUUUGCUUCUCCCCUUCAGUGUUCCUGAGGUUCUGAGAUCCCUAAUACUACUAGUUCUAUGAAGCUGAACUCUAGAUCUUCUGGUUUUGCCUUCCCUUGACAGGGAUCACAAGGAGAAGACCCCAUGUUCCACCACCUGGUCAGCACGCAUCCUUUAUACCCAUCCUCUUUCACAUGGGCUUUAUGAUGAGCCUGGGUGUCCUCCCAGCAGAGCCCCCAUCUUGCCACAUAUUAGCAGUGACACAGCUCCCAAGAAGGUUUUGUGUGUGUGCUUACUUGGCUCAGUCAUGUCAGACUCUUUGUGACCCCAUGAACUGUAGCCUACCAGGCUCCUCUGUCCAUGGAAUUCUCUAGGCAGGAAAACUGGAGUGGGUAGCCAUUCCCUUCUCCAGGGGAUCAUGUUAAGUCCACCCAGUCCAAGCUUAUCUGCUGACCUAGCUGCUUCUGCUGGGCUCUCUGCCUUUUCAAGCAUGCUUGAGUCGCAUGAAAUACAGUCAGGGACUCACCUGGUGAUUAUUCCUGAGAUGAUCUAAAACAGUAUGAGCUGUAGAACUGCUGGUGUGUAUGAGAUGUCCACAUACUCGACGAAUGCCCACUGCAGGGAAAUGAGGUCUCUUCUGGAAUAAUGAACAAAAUUGAAUAAUUCUGAUGUUUUAAGAAAAUUUGCGUUUUUUUUUUUUUUUUUUUUUUUUUUACUACAUCCUUAUUUCUAAAGCCUGCUCUGGAUGUCUCAUUUUUGGACAGAAUAUUUCUUUAGUGGAUCAUGCCAGGGAUAAAUUGAAAAAUUUUUUAAUUUCUUACCUCAUCUUAUGAGUGGAGAAGGCAAUGGCAACCCACUCCAGUACUCUUGCCUAGAGAAUCCCAUGGACGGAGGAGCCUGAUAGGCUGCAGUCCAUG